Messenger RNA from Protopolystoma xenopodis, 534 nucleotides. Lineage: Eukaryota; Metazoa; Platyhelminthes; Monogenea; Polystomatidea; Polystomatidae. The record is from the annotation of a GenBank genome assembly.
AUGAGUUUAGGCCCAAAGACUCUUAUUGAGUGUAUGGCCGCUGCAGGCUUGCCUUCAACUCUUGUUAAAUGCCUAUAUAUUUUCCUUGAUCUUCCGCCUCAGGAAAAUGCAGAAUCUAGCCAGUGCAGAUUGCGUUUUCAGGCUACGUUUAGAAAUCUUUUGCAACGCAUUUGCCUUCACCAUGAGGCGGCUGAGGAAAUUGCUCGAAAAGAUGCCCUUCGAUAUCUCUUUAGUGCUGCCGCUGACUGGUGUCCUCCUCAUAAUAAAUAUUGGCGCCACUCUACUGUUGCUGUGCUCUCUACACUCGCGCAAAAUUCGAUUUCCUCCGUGGUCAUACACUAUGUUCAUAACUCUGGAUGCAUGGCUGAAUGUCUCAAAAAUAUAAAAAAUCGCUUACUUCCUUGCGAAGCAGUGGAUAGUUUCAUAACCUUACUUCAUUUUCUCCGCGAAUCUUCCAUAAUAUCGCAGACUAUUCUUGAUGAUUUUAGAGAAAAUCAAGGUUAUCUACAAGCUGGCGAUUUUUUACUUAAGUAA